Molecule: messenger RNA, 429 nt
Organism: Tilletiopsis washingtonensis
Lineage: Eukaryota; Fungi; Basidiomycota; Exobasidiomycetes; Entylomatales
Exons: 2
Coding region: 1-429 (142 amino acids)
Source: RefSeq, a predicted model, not a curated record
AUGUCCUCCUCCUACGACGUCUUCCCUCCGCCGCCACAGGAUGCCGCCGCGCCGGCGUCGGCACCGGUGCGGCGCCGCACGAAGCCCCUGCCGCUGCCCGAGGUGGCGCGCGCACAGAAGCAGGCGCAGACGCGCGGCCUCGUCGCUGGCAUGGCCGCGGGCGUGGGCGGAGUCGCCGGACGCACCCUCUCUGCCGAACUGACGGCGCUACGCGACAGCGAGGUGCGCCUGGGCCGCGCCGCUGCCGACGCGCAGCCGCAGCAUGGCGGUGCGGCGGCGGUUGCGGCGCCGCGGCGGCAGCCUGGCGCUGGCGAGGAGGAGAUGCUCGCGUGGGACAUGCAGGCGGGCGCACAGCAGCAGCAUGAGGCGGGAGUGGCCGGCCUGUGGCAGUACCAAGAUACGGCGGCCACGACACGCGGCGACCAUUAG